AUGAAAGUCCACAGAUCACCUUGUUAGUCCUUUCACACCGUGAGAACUUCGCAAGGCAAUUUCACUACCCCGGAGAGAUUGGUUAAGGUUUAAGCCAACUCAGGAGUUAAAUGUAGUCCCUUUUAGAAAAACGAAAAUCAAUUCAAAAAUUACCAAUCCAGCACCAUUUCGAAGAGAAAGGACAGUACAACCAUAUAUGAUUACAUCAAUGAAUUAGAACAAAAAAUCAAUAAAUUGGAACAAAGUUAAACUAGGAGUUUAAAUAAUAAUUAUCCUGAAAUUUUAUAAUUAGAGAAAAGAAUGCUGAUGCUCCUAAAUGAAAAUUGCGAAUUGAAGAGUGAAGCCCUUGCCAAUUAGAAAUUGGCCUAUGAAAAUGAGCAACUCAAAUAGUUGGUCCAAGAACAAUAGAUGAAAAUCCUUGAGUUUGGAGAACAAUAUAACCUGCUCUUUGAUUCUCAUUAAAAAGUCUGCGAAGAGUACAGAGUCUUAGAAUCUAAAAUCUAGACAUACGAACUCACCAUGUCCAUUCGAAAACAUUCAAGCUUUAGUGAAUAUUUCAAGACUUCUGAAUGA
Molecule: messenger RNA, 573 nt
Organism: Paramecium tetraurelia
Lineage: Eukaryota; Ciliophora; Oligohymenophorea; Peniculida; Parameciidae
Exons: 2
Source: RefSeq, a predicted model, not a curated record